Messenger RNA from Helianthus annuus (common sunflower), 735 nucleotides. RefSeq names its product pectinesterase inhibitor 9. NCBI's taxonomy places the organism in Eukaryota, Viridiplantae, Streptophyta, Magnoliopsida, Asterales, Asteraceae. The record is from RefSeq and is a predicted model, not a curated record. Gene Ontology annotation, molecular function: enzyme inhibitor activity. Gene Ontology annotation, biological process: negative regulation of catalytic activity. The transcript has a single exon. Bases 14 to 634 code for a protein of 206 amino acids.
CUGUUCAAACAAAAUGGCACAUACAUUCCUCUCUCUACUUGUGCUCCUUCUGACUACAUUCACCUUAAACCCGACGGUCAAGUGUGCUUCUCGAGUUCGGGCAUAUGUCGAGCAGCAAUGUCGUCCAACGCUAUACACUAACCUAUGCAUACGAACCCUUCUACCCUUUGUUAGCAAAUCAAAUGCACCAGACCCCGAACAACUAACCAGGAUUUCGCUAACCACAUGCCUAAUCAAAGCUCGACUCACAAAGGCGUAUGUGAAUACAGUCGCGCAAGAAUUCAAUAAAACAAAGAAUGCGCGAUACUAUGAAGCCGUGACAGAUUGCUUAUCUCAAAUAAAUGAUGGGGUAAACCAAAUAACUCAAUCCCUUAAGGAGCAAAAAAGAAUGGCGCAUGAUGCGGAGAAGUAUUUUUCGUGGCACCAAAGUAAUGUGCAAACAUGGGUUAGCACCGCGUUAACGGAUGUGACAACGUGCCUUGAUAGGAUAUCGGAUAAGGCCAUAGGGGGCAAGGAGAAGGGGAGAAUUAAGGCGCGCGUAUUGAAUGUUAAACACCUUGCGAGCAACGCACUUGCGUUGUUUAAUAGGUUUGCAUCAAGACACCGUGGAUCUCGUAGGGUCAAGACUCCAUGAACUCUUGUAGUUUGAAGUCUUGUAAUGUUUAUUAUCGGUUGAUGUUUUUUCUUGUUGACACUUUGUGUUUUUUUGAUGAUAUGAAUUUUGAAUUUCAGAUC